Dictyostelium discoideum AX4 is the source of this 1578-nucleotide messenger RNA. It is a transcript of the gene mserS, whose product is annotated as seryl-tRNA synthetase. The transcript has a single exon. Gene Ontology annotation, cellular component: cytoplasm. The record is from RefSeq and is a predicted model, not a curated record. Gene Ontology annotation, biological process: tRNA aminoacylation for protein translation; seryl-tRNA aminoacylation. Lineage: Eukaryota; Evosea; Eumycetozoa; Dictyosteliales; Dictyosteliaceae. Bases 1 to 1578 code for a protein of 525 amino acids. Gene Ontology annotation, molecular function: serine-tRNA ligase activity; aminoacyl-tRNA ligase activity; nucleotide binding.
AUGUUAAAAUUAUUUAAAAAUUUUAAUCAAUGUAAUAAUAAAUUAAAUUUAAAUUCAAAUUUAUUAAAAUAUUAUACAAGUAAAAUUAAGCAAAUUGACCAAAAUGAAAUUAAUCAACAACAACAGCAACAACAUAUUAUUGUUAAUCAAAUUAAACCAAGAAUUGAUUUUCAAUUUAUAAAAGAUAAUGAAAAUCAAAUUAAAGAAAAUAUUAUAAAAAGAAAAUCACCAGUUGAAUUAGAGAAAUUAAUUAAAAAUUAUGAUGAAUAUAGAAUUAUAAAGAAAGAAUUGGAUACAUUUAGAGCAAAAAGAAAUGAAAUUGCAUCAAAGAUGAAAUUAAUGAUGAAAGGUGGUGGUGAAAGUAAUAAAAAUGAUAGAUUGGAAUUAGUUGAACAAGGUAAACAAGUGAAAGAGGAUUUAAUAGCAUUGGAAGAGAAACAUGAUAUAUACUUCAAUGAGAUCACAAGUGAAGCUUUGAAAAUACCAAAUAAUACACACCCAUCAGUGCCAAUAGGAGCAGAAUCCAAUGCAAACAUUAUUAAAAUGGUUGGUGAGAAACCAAAUUAUUUAAAACCAGAUGAACCAAUUAAAGAUCAUUUAGAGUUGGGUGAGAGUUUAGGAGUGAUUCGAUCGGCUUCAAAGACCACCGGUCAUAAAUACUACUAUUUCACAAGGGAGGGUGCCAUGCUGGAAAUGGCGUUGUCCUAUUGGGCAUUUUCUAAACUAACUUAUAAAUACGGAUUUCAGUCUGUGAUAACACCAGAUUUGAUUCACCCAAAUUUGGCAGAAGCUUGUGGGUUUCAUGCACGUUCAGAUGCUGACCAAUUGUUUUGGAUUAAGGAUAGGGAUCUUUGCCUAUCGGCAACUUCUGAAAUCCCAUUAGCGGGUAUGUACGCCAAUGAGGAGCCAUUGCAAUCUGCAGAGUUGCCUAUUAAAAUGGUGGGCUAUUCACACUGUUUCAGACCCGAGGCUGGCAGAGGCUUGCAAAAUAAGGGCAUCUAUAGGGUACACCAGUUUAGUAAGGUUGAGAUGUUUAUCAUUUCAAAACCACACGAAUCUAAUGAGAUUCUUGAGGAACUUUUAAAAAUUCAAAUUGAAUUAUUCAGUGAAUUAGGUCUACAUUUCAGAGUGCUAGAUAUGCCAUCUGAAGAUUUAGGUGCACCAGCAUACAGAAAAUAUGAUAUAGAAGUUUGGAUACCUUCAAAACAAGAAUAUGGUGAAAUCAGCAGUGCUUCAAAUUGCACCGAUUAUCAAAGUAAAAGAUUAAAUAUAAAAUAUCAAUCAACAAAAGAUGAUUUCCAAAUUCAACAAUUUGUUGAAAAUAAUUAUAAAAUUAUUCCAUCACCACAAAUUUUAAAUGAUGAUAAUAAUAAUAAUAGUAAUAAUAAUAAUGAAAUUGAUAAUUCAAUACCACCAUUAUUCACUCAUACUUUAAAUGGUACAGCUUGUGCUAUACCACGUUUAAUUUUAGCCAUUUUAGAAAAUAAUCAACAAUCUGAUGGUUCAGUUUUAAUUCCAAAAGUUUUACAACCAUUUAUGAAUAAUCAAAAAGUUAUUCUCCCUUUAAAUAAAAAAUAA